AUGUCAUUCAGCGGUGAACCACCGUGUCCCCUGGUCGUUUUCGGGUCCGGCAGCUUCGGCGACCGCUUGAAAGCGAACUUCAGAAAUGUGACGCUGUUGGUAAUCACUUGUACAGCCGCCUGCUUCGGACCGAGUUUGCGCUGUCAGAAUGUGCCGUUCGCUCAUCGAGAUGUCAUCGUCGAUGCAGUUCAGGCGCCGGUUGAUGUUCAAUGA
Colletotrichum siamense is the source of this 213-nucleotide messenger RNA. RefSeq lists its product as uncharacterized. The record is from RefSeq and is a predicted model, not a curated record. Lineage: Eukaryota; Fungi; Ascomycota; Sordariomycetes; Glomerellales; Glomerellaceae. The transcript has 2 exons. The coding region runs from base 1 to 213 and encodes 70 amino acids.